Pyricularia pennisetigena is the source of this 606-nucleotide messenger RNA. RefSeq lists its product as uncharacterized. Bases 1 to 606 code for a protein of 201 amino acids. The transcript has 2 exons. Lineage: Eukaryota; Fungi; Ascomycota; Sordariomycetes; Magnaporthales; Pyriculariaceae. The record is from RefSeq and is a predicted model, not a curated record. Gene Ontology annotation, biological process: post-translational protein targeting to endoplasmic reticulum membrane. Gene Ontology annotation, cellular component: TRC complex.
AUGCAAGCCCAAGUUUUCAGGCGUCGCAACCAGGCCCCCGGUUUCGGGCUGCAGGAAGACCUCAAGGCAAUUAGCGAGUGCCUGGAUCCGAAGCCGAUCCCUACACCAUCCGAAGAUCCCGAACAAGUCAAAUCCACCAGCGACACCAUCACGCUCGAGUCCUUCACCUCGCAGGACGCCUACGAGCUGGGCCACCUGCUGCACGCGCGCCUGCACCCGAUCGCGCGGUGGCAGGGGAGGCCGACGCUCGUGUCCAUCUCGCUCGCCAGCGGCCAGGUGCUGUUCCAGUGCGCCGUGGGGAGCGGCACGUCGCCCGACAACGAGCGCUGGGUGGCCCGCAAGCGCAGCACCAUCCUGCGCUGGGGCUGCAGCACCUGGCUCAUGCACUGCAAGUACGCCGGCGACGAGGACAAGUUUCGCGCAAAGUUUGGCAUGUCCCCCGACGAGGCCGCCGGGUACGCCAUCCACGGCGGCGGCUUCCCCAUCCGCGUCAGGGGCGUCGAGGGCGUCGUCGCCGUCGUCGUCGUCAGUGGGUUGAAGCAACACGAGGACCACGGCGUCAUUGUCGAGACCCUCAUGGAACACUGGGAGCCUGUGUCUACGUAA